This is a messenger RNA of Aedes albopictus (Asian tiger mosquito), 1848 nucleotides long. RefSeq lists its product as uncharacterized. Bases 393 to 1253 code for a protein of 286 amino acids. The transcript is spliced from 2 exons. The record is from RefSeq and is a predicted model, not a curated record. Lineage: Eukaryota; Metazoa; Arthropoda; Insecta; Diptera; Culicidae.
UUUGAAAUUAGUUUCUUGCUCUACCGAGGUAUGAAUUAUAAGAUUCGGUGAAAACCAGACCAGUUACCAAUAUAUAUUCCAAGAAUAGGUUACCGUAGGAUACGAUUCAUCUGAACGUCUAGGCUCGCGAAAGAAUUGGAUUCGUUGACUCAGGUAUUCCUUUAGUCUUGCUGAAGAAAGUUUGAAUUAAAUAUCGUUGGGGAAGAUAUCACCAAGGAGACCGGUUUGUAAGUUGCCAUUAGUUAAGUAAAACUGCCUUUUGUUAUUAAUAAACGUUUUUCUCAGCUUAAAGAACUCGGCACAGGAACAUCAUCGUCUUCUGCGCGGUGUGCCAGGAGUGGUAUCACUACCAGUGCGUCGGAGUGACAUCAGCGGUAGCAAACGAGAGCUGGAUGUGCGCACGUUGUUCGGCUUUGCCAUCGUCCACUUGGAUAGGCGAGCUAUUUGGAAGCGAUCCUGUAUUCCCAGCUACCAUCAUCAACGUUCCAUCACCUAGGGCCACCGAAUCUCUGUCGGUAGUUGCUUCAACUUCCUCCGUGGUAUCGCACGGGACAAACUCUGGACUACCGCUAGUCACAUCGGCGGCAUUCUCAACUGUAUCGUCGACUGCACCUCCUGGAUUAGUGCCGCCUGCCGUCGUUGGGCCCUCCGGAUGGGUACGUGCAACGACGACUACAGCUACUACGGCGAACUAUGGACAGCCUCUACUGACGGAACAGGCGAGAGCAAGCCUGCAAUGGGUCCAAGAUCAUCGAGCUCUCCUGGAGCAACAAUUGGAAGAAAGUCAUAGGAAGGAACUGGAGAGGAAGAAGGCACUGCUGGGACAACUAACGAAUAACGCCUUGCAAAGUGUCAUCAGCGGGGCGGCGUCAAACAGCUUCAACGAGCAGCCCGCCGCGGUCGGCGGGUUCGACAGUGUCGGAGGCUGGCUGGGAAGGAUGAUCGGCGAGAUGGAAAAUCUGUCAGUCACACCAGCGAGCGCGGGGCCACAUGUGACAGCAUCCGCUACACCCGUACUCAACAAUUCUACACCGACGACUACUGGUCAUGGUAGCCAGUAUGUAUUCGAACCGUCUCUUUCAUCACUGCUACUUGGAGUACCUAGUAGUAUGUCGAAGGUUCCCACAGGUUCGGUGUCUGAAGGUCAGUACAGUACUAUGCCAUCUAUUCCUCUGUAUGGGUACCCGUCACCUGGAAGGGAUUAUUCUCGUCAAAUCAGUAGCUUCCCGUUCCGCAGUCAGGUGUGUCUUUAAUAGGUUCGGGGAAUGCCAAUUUGACUAACGUUGUAACGGCCUGCCCGACGGUUCCAACAGCGUCAAUUCCGCAGGCACCAAUUUACAGUGGGUUACCAGUGAAUGCAAGUGCACCCGGAAUACAUCCGAAUCCUAUCGCAUCGCAAUCUCCCAUGGGCGAGUAUUAUCCGGUGAAUUCGCCCCAAGCAUUCCAGUUACAGUACCUAGGGGGUCCAACGCAGCAGCAGUUGUUGGCGAGACAAGUUAUGCCGAGAGAUCUCCCGCCGUUCCGAGGGGAUCCUGAGGAUUGGCCGCUAUUUAUCUGUGCAUACACCAAUUCGACGGCCGCAUGCGGGUACACCAACGUGGACAAUUUGGCUCGGCUUCAACGAGCGCUGCAAGGUAAAGCAUUCGAUGCAGUGAAAAGUCGUUUGCUCCUACCAGCGUGCGUCCCACAAGUCAUGUCCACUCUGUACAUGUUGUACGGAAGACCGGAACUGAUCAUCCAAACAUUAUUGGACAAAGUUCGCGAGACUCCUGCACCAAAGGCGGACAGAUUGGAAACGCUGAUUACUUUCGGCAUGGCGGUUCAAAACCUGUGUGACCAUAUUGAGGC